CUAGAAGUCCGCUGAAUGAACCACAGAUUAUCAUGCUGUACGACGUCUGACAGGGUUCGUUCAGAUUUCUUUAACUUGAGUUUCUCCAGCGCGAAGACUGCCUUCCUUGAGGUAUUUAACACGUCAGUCGCUGUUAUUAUAAACUUUGCUUGGAGCUGUGUCAUGGCUGAGGAAAAAAGAGUGGGGCUUCAUUGGUUCCGAAAAAAUCUUCGGCUUCAUGACAAUCCUGCAUUAUGUGAGGCAAUAAAAGGAAGUAGUGACCUUUUGGCAGUGUAUAUCCUUCCACCUUUCAUUCCUGAUGGAAACAUCUCGGCAAAUCGGUGGAAUUUCUUGAUUGAAUGCUUAGAGGACCUGGACAAUGGUUUGAGAAGCCUCGGAUCUCAGCUACUUGUUGUGCAAGGGUAUCCAGCCCAAGUUAUUCCUAAACUGCUGCAGAAUUUACAGAUUAACAAGUUAACUUUUGAAACUGAAAGUGAGCCAUUUGGGAAACAGCGAGAUGCUGUUAUUACUCACUUAGCUGAAAGUGCUGGCGUGAAGGUUGUUUCAUGUACCUCUCACUCCUUGUAUGACAUUGAGCAAGUUAUCAAGGCAAAUGACAACAAAGCUCCAGUAUUUUUUGGUGACUUCCUUGAUGUUAUUUCUACCAUUGGUCCACCAGAACCACCAGUAGAAUCAGUGAAUAAACACAUGGUUUCAUCCCUGGUACAUGGCGGAGACAGUUUCAAGGACUUCAAUAUACCAUUAGUUGAAGAUCUUGGAAUUGAAAAAUCCAAGGUGACAUGCAGAGGGACAUGGCAUGGGGGAGAGACUGAGGCAUUGAAAAAACUUGAUGCAGUUUUUCAAGAGAUGGUUGACUGUGGUUUUCAAAUCAAGUCUGCCCAUGAUGCAUUUUUCCACAGCUUCCAAGACAAGUUGAGUCCUUUCCUCAGAUUUGGUUGCCUCUCCCCACGGACAGUUUACCAUGCACUGUCAGAAGUGUAUCAAAACGCUAAACAUUGUGCGCCUCCUUUGUCACUUUUUGAUUCACUGCUUUGGAGAGACUUCUAUUUCACGAUUGGUAGCAAAAAUCCCACUUUGCACCAAAUGAUGAAUAACCCGCUGUGCUUAGAAAUCGAGUGGGAAGACAAUGCCUUUGCUGUGGAACAGUGGAAAAAGGGUGCUACAGGUUUCCCUUUUAUUGAUGCCAUAAUGCGGCAGCUGCAUCAGGAAGGUUGGAUUUCUGAUUUUGCACGACAAAUUGUGGGUUCUUUUCUCACAAGAGGAUGCCUGUGGAUCUGUUGGGAGGAAGGAUUUAAGGUUUUUGACGAGCUUCAGUUGGAUGCAGAGUGGAGUCUGAAUGUAGGCAACUGGCUGUGGCUGUCGGGAAGCACUUUUGUGAAAGAGCAUGUACCUUGGUUCUGUCCAGUGGAGGUUGGAAGAAAGGUUGAUCCCACUGGUGAAUAUGUGAGGAAAUAUGUUCCUGAACUGAAGAGAUUACCUCUAAAGUAUUUGUUUGAACCAUGGAGAGCACCUUUGAAAGUGCAAAAAGCUGCACGGUGCAUUGUGGGUGACGAUUAUCCUGAACCUGUGGCUAAUCACACUGAACAGCGGGAAAUCUGUGUUCGGCGCUUGAAAGAUCUCUGCAUCUCUUUGGAUAUUUUUGGUCAUAGGAGCCUUCAUUGGUUCAGAAAGGACCUGAGACUUCACGACAAUCCCAGCCUGCGUGAAUGUCUCGCAGACAGCAAGGUGUUUUACGGAGUGUACUUCUUGGAGUGUUCUGCUGAAGAUAAGAUGACUGUCAGCCCAAACCGCUGGCAUUUCCUGCUUCAGUCACUUCAAGACCUCGACAGGGGUCUUGCUCAGUGUGGUUCACGUCUUUUUGUGCUGAAGGGAAGACCUAUGGACAUGCUGCCUUCACUUUUUAAAGAGUGGGGCAUCACUCGGCUGUCGUUCGAGGUUGAUUGUGAGCCAUUUAGGAAGAGCAGGGAUGCGGUCAUCACUGGUCUUGCUAAACAAAGUGGAGUUGAAGUGAUCAGCCGUGUUUCACACACUCUUUAUGAUGCUGAAGUGCUGUUGAUGUCAACUGAGGGAAGAGCACCACAAGUGUUUGAUGAGUUUAUGGAGGUUGCAUUGCAGCUAGGAAGGCCACAGAUGCCGGCACCAAGGGUCAAUAGACAGCUGUUUGGCUCCUGUUUGACUCCUGUAGCGAGAGACCAUAACCAACAAUACGGAGUACCUACCGUGGAGGAGAUAGGCUUCCAAAAACCAGCUGCUACCAGCUCUUGGUUUUACCCAGGUGGAGAGCAGGAGGCUUUAACGAGAAUGGAAGCAGCUUUGCAAAAGGUAUGACUCCUUUUGCUAUGCAUAUCCCUGUAGUUUGUAAUUUAGGUGCAGUACUCCUUGCACAGCCUUGCAUGCAUUUGACAUUCUUUUCUUUUGAGAAGUGUGCCCAACGGAGUUCAGAACAAUCUCUGUUUUGCAAAGGGAGGAAAUAACGUGUAAGACAAACAACAAGGAAAAAAAAUAAGUGUUACUCCCUCUUGUUUUAGUCAUUAUGAAAAAGCUUCUAAUAAGGGAUGUUGUACCUGUAGGAAUUGUCUGUACGUCACGUAUUAUACGGUAACUGCAAAAAUUCUCGCGUGCUAAUUGGAGCUAAUUGGAGCUAAUUGGCGAAUUUUCAAUGUCAAUAAGCGGACAGACGAUAACGAUGUUGUUAUAGUAAAAACCAAAUUGACUUCAAUUUUUCAUGCGUCUGUCCU
Messenger RNA from Orbicella faveolata, 2738 nucleotides. RefSeq lists its product as uncharacterized. Lineage: Eukaryota; Metazoa; Cnidaria; Anthozoa; Scleractinia; Merulinidae. Gene Ontology annotation, biological process: circadian regulation of gene expression; entrainment of circadian clock by photoperiod; negative regulation of DNA-templated transcription. Gene Ontology annotation, molecular function: FAD binding; DNA binding. Gene Ontology annotation, cellular component: cytoplasm; nucleus. The record is from RefSeq and is a predicted model, not a curated record.